CGAACCGCGGCGGGUCCGCCGCCGCCCGCCCGCCCGCCCGCCAUGUCGGCUCCCGGGACCCUCAGCAAUUACUACGUGGACUCCUUCCUGGUGCCGGAGGGGGACGAGCUGGCGGCGCCCCGCUACGCCCCCGCCCCGCUGGGGCCGCCGCCGCGGCCGGCGGCGCUGGCCGAGCACCCCGAGCUGGCCCCUUGCAGCUUCCAGCCCAAGGCGCCCGUCUUCGGCCCCCCCUGGAGCCCCGCGCACCCCGCCGGCGCCAGCGGCGUCCCCGCCGUCUACCACCCCUACGCGCACCACCAGGCGCCCGUGGCACCGCCCGACGGCAGGUACAUGCGUUCGUGGCUUGAGCCUGUGCCGGGCUCCUUGUCUUUCCCCGGGUUACCUACCAGCAGGCAUUACGGCAUUAAACCUGAACCGCUGGCGGCCAGGAGGGCUGACUGUACCACGUUUGACACUCACACUUUGUCUCUCUCUGAUUAUGCUUGUGGUUCUCCUCCAGUUGAUAGGGAUAAGCAAAGCCACGAAGGCGCAUUCUCUGAAAGCAAUGGAGAAAGUGAGGCAAACGGAGAGAAACCGCAGAUCGAUCCAAAUAAUCCAGCUGCAAACUGGCUCCACGCAAGGUCCACCAGGAAAAAGCGAUGCCCUUACACCAAGCAUCAGACACUGGAACUGGAGAAGGAGUUUCUGUUCAAUAUGUAUCUCACUAGGGACCGUAGAUACGAGGUGGCCAGACUCCUCAAUUUAACAGAGAGACAAGUGAAAAUCUGGUUUCAGAACAGGAGGAUGAAAAUGAAGAAAAUCAACAAAGAUCGAGCGAAGGAUGAAUGAUGGCGACCCGUGGGUUAAAAUGAAAAUGCAUAAAGUAAAAGGAAAAAAAAAAAGAAAGAAAGAAAGAAAAGAGUUAAAACAAACAAACAAACAAACAAAAAAUCAUCCCCUCGAGCCCUGCCAUGCAAUGCGUCUGGGUCCAGGCCUCAUUUUUCCCUUGGCAAAUUCUGAUUAUGAUUGUACAAUGGUAGUCACAGAGGCCAGAUUGCCAGUAGAGGUACAGUAAGACUUUUAAUUUUCUAAUAGGAAAGAAAAAGGGGGCAUUAGCACGAAAAGGCUGUUUAACUGGCUUGUAUAAACCUACCUGUUUCUUCACUUAACGAAAGAAAAAAAAAAGAAAAAACUACCUUUUCAUAAUGCACAACUAUUUACGGACUGUAUAGUUUAGUCUAUGUAGUUAAUUUUAUUCGCUCUUUGCGUGGCAGAGAGAUCUCUGCUCUAAUACUUGAACACUGUGUUUUAUUGUGGUAAUUAUGUUUGUGACUCAAUUUAUGUGCUUGGGUGCUGUACCGGAUGUAAUGGUGUAAGCUAGAAUUCAAUUUGAACUCAGGUUGUUUAUUAUAAAAAUUGCAUAGAGUAUAGCUCUGUAGUGUAUUAAGUCUUUUCUGUAUAAUUAGACAGUUAACCUUUGAUUGUAAAAUAUAUAUAUUAUAUAUAUCCCAAUGCAAAAUAAUUAAAAAAAAAGUAGAAAAAAACGUUCGUUCGGGAUGUCUGGGAAUUACGGUUCUCAAAAUAUGAAGCAAGUCAUUUUAGUAUGCACAGUUGAUAUAUAUAUAGUACUGUCUUCGUCGGUUGUAUAUAUAAUCUAUAUAUUAAAAAAAUAAAUAAACAGACUAGCUUAAAUAUUGUUUUUGCACCAGUGAGCAGUUAGCAGAUUUCGGAGCUAUACGUAUAUGUGAAAAAGGUAACUACCUAUGGUUUAUGUUUGAAUUUUAAUCGAAUGAUUUGAUGGUUAUUGUAAUGAAGGUUAAUUUUAUUGAUAAUAAAUUAUACAUUAUAAAAAACUACAUUUGGUUAUUGUAAAUUUGUAUUGAUUAAAAAAAAAAUCUGGGAAGUUAUGUUGAUGCAGAACAUACACUGUCUAUUUUGAAACAGUUACCUCAUGGCCUACUGACCAAAUCGUUGUGUUGAAAUG
Messenger RNA from Hirundo rustica (Barn swallow), 1963 nucleotides. It is a transcript of the gene HOXA9, whose product is annotated as homeobox A9. Gene Ontology annotation, biological process: regulation of transcription by RNA polymerase II; embryonic skeletal system morphogenesis; proximal/distal pattern formation. The transcript is spliced from 2 exons. The coding region runs from base 43 to 828 and encodes 261 amino acids. Gene Ontology annotation, cellular component: nucleus. NCBI's taxonomy places the organism in Eukaryota, Metazoa, Chordata, Aves, Passeriformes, Hirundinidae. Gene Ontology annotation, molecular function: RNA polymerase II cis-regulatory region sequence-specific DNA binding; DNA-binding transcription factor activity, RNA polymerase II-specific. The record is from RefSeq and is a predicted model, not a curated record.